UGUUGCAUUCUUUAGUUUAGUUUCUCAAGAGAGAUAUAACCAAAGUACCUUUUACACUCAGUGUAGGCCUAUUCUCAUGUCCUGGCCCAACCCUAAUAUAGUUUAGUGGACAUUUCUGACACAUGGUCAUUUUGGACUAUGGACAUUGGGCAAUGUCAGUGGACAUUGUGGACACAUUGUGUCAAAAUGUAGAUUGUUUCCCAGUGAAUGAGAAUCUCCGUACAGCCACAGCUUAAAACCGUCUGCUAAGAACCAUUAUCAUAACCAAAUUAAAUAAGUAUGUUCACACAGAACAAGAAUGUUUGAAUAUUACCAUUGUGCUUCCAGUGAAUAUAACCAGGUGACAUUGCCAAUGGCAGUUCCUGUUCUUGGUAUGAUGUCCGGGACCGUCUUUGCUGCCAGUAAGGCAAAGCAGAAUAGUGACACAUUGAUGAUUGAUGAACUGUCCCUCUACACGACUCCUCAGACGCGGCUGAAGUACGAGGAGCGGGGGGCGGGGCCUGUGGAGGAGGGCGUGGCCUCUCUGAGGAAGGCAGCGGAACCCUACACGGCGCUGUGCCAGCAAACAGGCGCUACUGCAAUGGAUAAAGUCCAGGAAGCGUAUAAAACAGUGGAACCCUCCAUAAGCAGUUCGGUGCAGCUUGCAAAAGAUGGUUAUGAGCUAUUCAAUGACCCCCCACCCAAAUUGUUUCCCAGUUUGGGGGCUAUUGGUUUCUCAGGAAUCCUUGGACUUUACCUGGCUAAAGGCUACAGAGUAAGGAGGUUGCUAUUUCCUACAACACUGAUGGCUCUGAGUGCUUCGGUGUUCUACCCACAACAUGCCGCGUCCUUGGCCAUGACGACCAAAGACCAGCUUCACUCCUGGGGCUCCCAGGGCCGUGUUCAGGCCGAGGACCUCUGGAAGAAAAUGUCUUCUCUUUUGGGAACAACCGAGAGGAAGAAGUCGGACAAGUCCAGCAGUCCCAAGUCCUAAGGCCGAUAGCAGUGCUGUGUCGUCUCCCGCUCCUUCCAUUAACACAGUCCGCCGUCUGUCAUGAAAUGUGCUCCUUCUCCUGGCACUGUUAACCCAUACUGAGAGCUGCUGAAUGUGUUACAUACACACACACACACACACACACACACACACACACACACCCAGCGGCCAACAAGCACCCUGGUUUAGCUUGUGUUUAUAUUUAUUCAACCCACUUCUGGUUAUUUUUGCACUGGAAGGAAGUUCUGUAGAUAUCUAUAUGAUGGGAAGUCCUGUAGAUAUGAUCUAUAUGAUGAGAAGUCCUGUAGUUAUCUAUAUGAUGAGAUUAUGUGAUCAGGUACAGGAUGACGUUAAAGAGGACAUGUCUUAAUGUGUGUAAUAUUUUUUGAUUACAUGUUGGAUCUAUGUUUUAAUAUCACACUAAGAGGCUUCAUGUCUCAUGCAUCACUAUCAUAUCCUGGCUGAGUCAGCCGCAUGGGCACUAGCGCUUUAACUGAAGGAAGUUCAGUGAAGCAACUAAAGAAAACAGAAAGGGUUACCUGUCCUUGCCUCUAAACGUCGUAUUACACACACACUAUGGUACUCGGGUAAAACAAACUGUGGUAAGUGAGUGUAUGGACGAGGAUAAGUUGCGUUAUGUUAAGAUUAUGAUGUCAGGGAUCAAAAGAGUCAAAACACUCAAGUUCUGGACUGCUUCGCUGACGUAGAUUUCUGUGGUGGUUUUGGUUUAUGUCAUUUGGCUUUGCUUAUAUUUUUUGUAUAUAAAUUAUAAUUAAUUUAUAAUGAAUAAAUUAAUUAGUUGACAUAAUGAUUUUGUAUUGAUGAAGACGAAGCACUGUUUAAUUUAAGAGUCAAGCGAACAUCAAGGCAGUAGCUUCCUUUGUGAUUCAAAAGUGAAAGUUGAACUUGUGGCUUACAGAUGGAGAGCAAGUCUGUUAUUUUUGUUUGUUUCUUUGUGGCUUAAAAGGAAGUCUCUUGCGCUGUUAUUUUCUAUCUCUGAACUACUCACCACCGUUUCAAUAAAAUGGUUUUGACUCUGAAAUGAGUUCUGUACAACACAAAUACUGUACUAUAUUUCUCUUCAGAAUAAGUGUAGUUUAGUAUGGCUGCUGGCUCAUAACAAUUUGAUCUUAAAGGGCUUAGUUUGGCAUGGGCAUAGUGUCACUUGUAAUACAGUGUUAGUGUUCAGCCUCCUAACUUGCAUGUUCUAA
Sardina pilchardus (European sardine) is the source of this 2184-nucleotide messenger RNA. RefSeq names its product apolipoprotein O, b (gene apoob). Bases 299 to 973 code for a protein of 224 amino acids. Gene Ontology annotation, cellular component: MICOS complex. Gene Ontology annotation, biological process: cristae formation. NCBI's taxonomy places the organism in Eukaryota, Metazoa, Chordata, Actinopteri, Clupeiformes, Clupeidae. The transcript has 9 exons. The record is from RefSeq and is a predicted model, not a curated record.